AUGAGGCUGUUGAAUAUUUUAGCCACUAGUGCAACAGCUUUUGCAGCAUUAUACCCUAGGGUUUACUAUGCUAAUAGCUCUCUUCCUUCUGCAACGCAUGGCUCGUUUUGGGAUCUCACCACAGUUACUGUGAAAACUACCAACUCUAUUGGCUCUGCUACAACGUAUACCUCUGAGGCGCUUGUUUCAAUAACCACAUCCAGCUUUGGCAACACAUUUACAGUUUAUACUACAUGGUGUCCCUUAUCGUCGACCCAUGAAGUGGACGCUACCUCUUAUGUGACAACAGAAACCAGCCUAUUCACAUCAAAGUCUCUUUCGACUGAUCAGAGCGGAAUUCCGCAUACGGUUUCAAGCACUGGUACUAAAAUUUAUACUAUUACGAUCUGUCCAUCCUGCACCCGUCAUGGUAUGACUGCUACCACGAAUCCUGACGUAAAGCCCUCCUCGGCAUCAUCGACAAAUCUAAGUCCCACUCCUGUCAGAUCUUCAGUGACACUGGAAAGCUCUGUUUCUGGGGAAAGUAGUGCUGUAACGACUAACACAUUUUCCUCUGCUCUCAAUACCGAAACCUCGGCACAGAAAGCAUCCUCUUUAGUCGCUUCGGGAUUCGCAACUGACUCUUCGUCCGUGAUUUCUCGUUCAACCUCGCUCUCGCAAAUUUCGAGCACGAUCAUCACCGAUUCUGUAAACAGUGUGGGUUCGACCUUUGCAACAACAUUUACUGCAACACCUUCUCUGACUACCGUGACUUCAAACGGUGUCACAAAGGUGUAUACAACUUGGUGUCCUUUGACAUCCAGUGCUUCUGCACUGGGACCAAUAACAAGUAUCAUCGAGACAACCACUGUGAACAGUGCAGGUUCGACAAUCGUGACAAGUUUGACAGCUACGCCGUCAUUAACCACAGCAACCUCAAACGGAGCGACGACAGUUUACACUACUUGGUGUCCAGUGAUUGCUAGUCCUGGGUCUACUACUCAGACACUCAAAACUUUAACGGAAAGCACAGUCAAUAGCGCAAGCUCAAUUGUACUAACCACUUACUUGGCUACACCAUCCUUAACCACAGCAACGUCUAACGGCAUCACCACGGUUUACACUACUUGGUGCCCUUUAAGCAGUACUGACGUCUCUUCCAUCUCGACAACCAGCACCAUCACAUCAAGAACUAUCAAUAGCGCGAGCUCCACGAUUGUCACGACUUUCGAAGCUACACCAUCCUUGACCACCGCAACGUCUAACGGCAUCACCACGGUUUACACUACUUGGUGUCCUUUAAGCAGUAGUGAUGUCUCUUCCAUCUCGACAACCAGCACCAUCACAUCAACAACUACCAAUAGCGCGAGCUCCACGAUUGUGACGACUUUCGAAGCUACACCAUCCUUGACCACUGCAACGUCUAACGGCAUCACCACGGUUUACACUACUUGGUGCCCUUUAGGCAGUACUGAAGUCUCUUCCAUCUCAACAACCAGCACCAUCACAUCAACAACUAUCAAUAGCGCGAGCUCCACGAUUGUCACGACUUUCGAAGCUACACCUUCCUUGACCACAGCCACGUCGAAUGGAAUUGUUACAGUCUACACUACGUGGUGCCCUCUGAGGAGCAAUCUCGCCACCUCAAUUCCAAUGAUCAGCACCAUCACCUCUGCGGCUGUGCAUAGUGGGAGCCUGACAGUUUUUACGACAUAUGUGGCCACUCCAUCUCUGACAACAUUGACCUCCAAUGGGGUAGCCACAGUGUUCACUACUUGGUGUCCGCUAUUGGCAUCAUCGUAUUCACCGACUGCGACUAACGGCCUCACACAGCAAUCCUCUGUGAGCGAAACUACUCUGAAAACUCUCAGUCAAAGCACUGCGAUAACUUCGGGAACGAGCACAAGCAGUAUCAGUCAAAAAUCAUCAGAGACAUUCAGUGGAGGUACGAAAACUAGUGCAGUUGGACGCGGAGGAAGUUCACGGACCCAGAUUUCCGAGACAACUGAAAACAUUUCACAAUUAACGCAAAUUUCCACUGUUAGAUCGAACCACAUCAAUUUGAAGAGUAGUCAAUCACCGAGCGAGUCUCCCAGUCAGGUAUCGUUAACAUCUGGAUCCACUGGCUCUUCGAUUGACCUAACAACGUCGGUGCGAACAGUAGUUUUUACAACUACUACAUGUUCUUCUAACAAAUGCGAAACGAUAACCACUUCAAUCGCUACAAGAUCUACGUUCGACGUUCAUUCUUCGCCAUCCUCAUCCACGGUUCCUGUAGAAGCUACGUCUCUCACGGGCAGCCUUGCACCAAGUACUGGGUCUUCUUCAAAAAUAGCGCUUACAGAAACCAGAACCACGGAAUGCACAGAGUCUUCAUGCCAGCCCCUGUCUUCGAACUUGAUAUUCAGUUCCGGUCCAGAAGUUGGUAGCACAGCUACUGGAACUACGUCAAGCUCGGUAAGAGAAUACUCGCAUUCACAGAGUGAUUCAUCCGCGGCAAAUUCUGUUGUGACAACAGCGACCACUAAAACGGAUCUUGAAAGCAGGUCUUCCCAAGUGUCGUCUACCCUCCAAGUGGUUACACUUACAAGUGGUGGUGUAGUUACCGCAUACACAACGUGGUGUCCGAUUACUACUUCCUCUGCUGUAACAGGAGACGUGACGACAGUGUCAGCGAGCUCAUCUGCUGAUCAGUCGUCAGUCUCCAAUUCAGUCAUCACGAACAGUGCCAGUUCUGCACCCAAACCUAGCACUUCUCCUAAAACAACGAGCACAUUCGAAGUGGGUAGCGGAGCUUCUACAGUCUCGAGUUUUGUGAAAAUGUCGUCCGGAUCUGUCAAUACGCCUUCAAAAUCUGAACCAAGUACCUUGCUCACCACUGCUACCAGUGGCACAAACCAAACCCCAUCUAGUGACUCUAAUAGCGUCGGCAGAACAACUAGUACGCUUGCCGCCAGCGAGCAGUGCGACACUUGCUCCAGUUCGAGCGCCACGACCACAAGUGAAAGUAUUCGUGUUUGCACAACUUGCCUGGGCCAAACCUCAUCCAUAACAUCGUCAUCUGCGUUGAAAACGGAUUUUACUGAAGACUGCACUACCUGUAGUGCUUCAAUCACAUCCACUGUCGUUACAGAGAUAACGAGAACCUGUUUGACUUGCACGCUGCCUUCUUACACUUCAUCCGUUAUAACUGAGACAAGUAAUGGCAUCGUGACUGAAUACACUACAUGGUGUCCUUUAUCAGGUUCAAGCACUAUUGCAGCUCGUUCAGAAUCGCUAACCUCUCAAACUCUCGUGUCAACGGCUUCAGCAGCCUCAUCUUCCAGAGCAAAGACGGUUCUCACUAGCUCCAAAAUCGAAACGUACAGCACAUCCUUAACGACCCUAAUUACGACGGUUUUACCAGUCACCACGACGUCCACCAGCAGUGGCGGACAUCUGGUGACUGUUGUUAGCUCAAGAUCAACAGUAAUACCGACGGUAACGACGCUGCUGGUCACUUCGAGAGUACCCGUCUCGACGUAUGUCACUCCUGUGGCAGUGUCAUCAAAUACAAAACUCAAUGUCGGCUCGGUCACCACAGCAAAUUCCGUUUCCUCGACGUGGAUUACCACACCCGUAAUCUCGACGUAUCAAGGAGAAGCUUUCAAAGCCAAUGGUAAGUUAAAUGAAUAUUUGCAUGCGAUGUCAGUGAUACUAAUGAUGCUGCUGGUGUAG
Messenger RNA from Lachancea lanzarotensis, 3696 nucleotides. Its product is annotated as LALA0S02e06414g1_1. The record is from RefSeq and is a predicted model, not a curated record. Lineage: Eukaryota; Fungi; Ascomycota; Saccharomycetes; Saccharomycetales; Saccharomycetaceae. The transcript has a single exon. Bases 1 to 3696 code for a protein of 1231 amino acids.